CACACACACACACACACACAGGCGGAUACCGCCGCUGUACUGCUUCUCCCCGCCCCUCCCACUCCAAUGCUCUGCCGACCGCUGGGUGUUGUGCAGGGGUUGCCGGCCGCCGGCCGACACCUCGCCCUAUGGGCUCGGGCAUAUGGGGCCGUUCCUCGGCGUCGCGCUCCGGCUGGCGCGCCUCCGCCCGAUGGGGCGCCGCUGCUCAGCUACUACCGAUCCGGGCUUCUCUAUGAGCUGUCGAGUCUCUUCGCCCUGGAGCGUCUGCUGCCGAUGUCCCUGCGGCAUUCCGGGCAAACGGCCGACCACGGCAUCGACCUUCUCGGGUCUUGGAACCUUCGAAACGGCCAGAAGGUCGCCGUCAUUUGCCAGUGCAAGUACUCCACCAAAUCCAUCCCGGUCAACUUUGUCAGGAGCUUCCUCGGCACCAUUAGCUCCAUCCAUUGCCUGAGUCCACCCAAGUGGCCUCCGGCCAUUUAUCGCCUGUACCGGGAGGAGUUCUCGGCGCCGGCAGCGGACUUCGCCGUCCCCGAUGCGGCCGAUGGCGCGUCUCUCGGCGGCCUGGCCCUCCCGCGGCCCCUGUCGACGGUGACCCCCCCGCCCUAUUCGCCGUUCGCCUCGGCACCCUGGGAAGAUGAUGAGGACUCGUUUGACGCGUCGCCGGCCUUCGCCGCUGCGGCGGCCGCGGCUGCCGCGGUGCCUGCCACGACCUCCCACUUCCCUGUGGUUGGGCUUUUCAUUUCGCACACCCCCUACUCGCAGGCGGCCAUGCGUCUGGUGCAGGACAUCUCCCUGCCGAUGAUCUUCAUCGAAGCCGGCCUGAUGCUGGAUGUGCCCGAGGUGCAGGCCCUCCUGGAGACCACGGUCAAUAGUGAACUCCGCCAGGACUCCACGCCGGAGGACCUGCGCGAGGCACUGGUCCGGCACUACCGCAUCAACAACAUCCUGAUGAAUGACGCGGCGCAGCACCUCCUGCCUAGCGUGUCUGUCGGCCUGGACAUGGCGGUUGAUGCCCACGGCCCCGGGCACCGAGCGCGUCUGCUCGAAAGCGCCCCCCCUUCAUGGAGGUAGGAGCACAUCCCCAAUGCCCUGCCCUUGUAUUUUAUAGACCCUCCCGAUGGGCAUGCGCUGGGUCGCUCGCCCCUCCACCAUCAAUGAAACCUCCUUUGCC
Fonticula alba is the source of this 1171-nucleotide messenger RNA. RefSeq lists its product as hypothetical. Gene Ontology annotation, cellular component: mitochondrion. The coding region runs from base 67 to 1071 and encodes 334 amino acids. The record is from RefSeq and is a predicted model, not a curated record. The transcript has 2 exons. NCBI's taxonomy places the organism in Eukaryota, Rotosphaerida, Fonticulaceae.